AUUUAUUGAAUGAUUAUAAAAAAAUCGAUUAUUAAUAAAAAAAUCACGUAUUAAAAUCGAUUUCCAUAAUCGAUUAUUUUUUCACAUUCCUACUCGAAUUUGGGUUAAUGUUCUGCAGGCUUAUGCUUCACAUCUGUCUGUGUCUGUGAUAGAUAUUAAUUACUGUGGUUUUGUGUUUCGACUGUUUAAGUUUAAGUUUAGAUAUAUUUGAAAGUAUUUGAGUGAAAACAUAAGAAUGUGGAGUGACUCAUUACUAAUUGUUUUCAUUUCAAUAUGUACAGCAUUUCUUGGCGAAGGUUUAACUUGGAUUUUAGUCUACAGAACAGAAAAAUACCAGAAAUUAAAAGUAGAAGUUGAACGCCAGAGUAUAAAGUUAGAAAAACGGAAAGAAGCACAUGGAGACUCCCUGGAUAAACAUCAUAAGAAAAAGAUUGAAAGAGAGGAAGAAAGGCUGAAAAAUAACAAUAGAGAUUUAUCAUUAGUAAAAAUGAAAUCUAUGUUUGCUAUUGGAUUCGCAUUUACUGCACUUCUUAGUAUGUUUAAUAGCAUUUUUGACGGACGAGUUGUGGCUAAACUCCCUUUCUAUCCAAUAUCUUGGAUUCAAGGAUUAAGCCACCGAAACUUACCCAGGGAUGAUUAUACAGAUUGUUCAUUCAUUUUUUUGUACAUUUUAUGUACCAUGAGUAUAAGACAAAAUAUCCAAAAGCUUCUUGGAUUUGCACCAUCAAGAGCAGCAUCAAAACAAGGCGGAGCUCUCUUUGCAGCACCUCCACCACAAUUCAAAUAAUUUAUUAGAGUCAUUAUCAGAGUAAGACGACAAGCCAACCUUCAAAAGCUGAAUGAUGAGACUAAAAGAAGUGUCGCCCUCCUUAUUCUUGAUGUUGUCAAGGCAUAUGUGCCUUAUCAUUUCUCUCUUUCUACCAUUUCGAAUAGAGGGCCGUGUCAAGUUUGGUUAAUAGAUCCCUUCAUUAUUUUUAUGUAUCCUAUGCCUUACUGCGAAAAGCAAUAUUUAAAUGAGAAAUCGGAUUGCUUUCAUUAAUAUCCAAUUAUUUAUUAAAAUGUUCUGUUACAAAGUU
Amyelois transitella is the source of this 1076-nucleotide messenger RNA. RefSeq names its product calcium load-activated calcium channel. The record is from RefSeq and is a predicted model, not a curated record. The transcript is spliced from 5 exons. Gene Ontology annotation, biological process: endoplasmic reticulum calcium ion homeostasis. Gene Ontology annotation, molecular function: calcium channel activity. The coding region runs from base 236 to 787 and encodes 183 amino acids. Lineage: Eukaryota; Metazoa; Arthropoda; Insecta; Lepidoptera; Pyralidae. Gene Ontology annotation, cellular component: cytoplasm; endoplasmic reticulum membrane; endoplasmic reticulum.